CCAUGCAGCACGGUACACACCAAUACAAGUAUUGCAAUUGCUAGCUCUAGCUUUGCUUCUAGACUUAAUUAAUUGUUAGCUACACGUGCUAGGAUUCUGUUUCUGAUAGUUCUACUCCACCACACCACUGCCCUAGACGAACCCUAUAGGGCUAAAUUACAUCAUGGAUUCCCUAUACAUUACAUGUACUCAUGACGGGCUUUUCCUAAUUACGAAAAGGACUACUACAUCGCACAUCGCAGUCCUCAAUGAUUUGGGACCAGCAUGAGUCAGGGACACUUGAAACAACCUAUAUAUUGUAUCAAUACAGAGCAAGUCUCAUAACUCGACUACUCGAAUACUGAUCGGUUCUGUACACGUGAUGGUCAAGGUGCUUUCAACGGUUCUUGUAAUUGUUGCGGUCAUUUUUUCCUCAGCUUACAGCAAACGGAAAGGACACUGUCGCUUACCUAAAGGCAAGAAUGUACAACCCAAAGUUCCAGAAGGUGCAAAACAGACCUGCAUCAAGAAUUGGUGCCCUUUUGAAACUCCUCUCAACAUAAGCUGCAGGGACAGCACUAGAUGGAAGCUGUAUGGACCUACUUAUGUUGUUUGUCAAGCAAGUGAAUCGGGUAAGACGCGAGGGCAAGAGGACAAACAAUUAGCAAAAUGCUUAGACAAGACUGCACAACAACCAAAGUUUCCAACAGUAUUGCUUGUUCCCGAUGAUACUGAUGGUCCAGCUGACAGGAUAAAAUUGAAUGGCACAAUUGGCUCGAAAUUAAAAACACAGAAUGUUCGAUGUGAACUCAAGUGGCCUAAUGAUGACCCUAAUGAUGACCCUAAUGAUGACCCUAAUGAUGACGCAGUUUCUAAUUGGCAAUUCUCACCAAUUGCGUGGUAUGACCCUAAUGGCAACAAAGUUUCUAUGACUACGACAUCGUUGGGUGCAUGGAGUGAAUAUGCCAAUGCCAAGAAAACUCAGAUUGAUUUAAACCUGGAAAAAUUUGCAGAAGUUGGAAAUUUUACAUAUGUGUGCAAACUACCAAAUUGGUCCCCUGAAGUUCAAGCAAAGGUUGACAUAGAGAUUACCAAAGUGCUCUGUCCUUCAACUCCAUUUGAUGAGCUACCCUGCAACACCCAUAUUUUCGGAGGAAUCGCUGAAGCUAAUUUGACUGUCAACGCUGUUGCUCACAUUUUGCCCAAUCAAGGAUAUACUGAACCAAAUGGCAAGACUCUUGAAUCAACUUGUACACGUGAGGGUAAAUGGGAGCCACCCAUAAGCCAUUUGACAGUUAAACCUGUUCACUGUCUUCCACUGAAACUUCCAAUAGAUAUGAACAAAAGCUUAAUGGAUGGCUCACAAUAUGAUCUCUACCUAACAAUAUACAAAUUGUCGUGCCCUGAAACACACAAACUUAUUGGUGAGAGCCUUAUCUACUGCAACAGGUCAGGCCAUUGGAAUCAAGAACUACCAACAUGCAAAAGAAUAUCUUGUGGUGCACUGCCAAAUAUAACUGGUGUUAUUUGUAACUGCUUAAACAACUCUGUAGGAGCUGUCUGUCCCUGUCGUUGUGCAGAAGAGGACCAAGUGUUUACAAAAGACUCUCCACGAAACUUGCAAUGUUUAUCAACUGGAUGGUCACCAUUUGAAAAUGACCCGCAUUAUUGUACUAAAUGCCUAUGCCUAAAAAGCAAUAUUCCCAAAGGAUGGAAAUGGCAUAAACUUUACAAAGAUCGGAGGAUUUCACAUAAGAAACGCUACAAAAAGAACAAGUUUUGUACAGGAGAAGAGGGCACUGCAACCUGCAAAUGGAAUUCUAAUAUUACAAAAAGCCUGAUCUGUAACGGAGACAGUUGGCAGUGGAAGGAUGGUGAACCUACUAUAUGUUAAGUAAAAGAGCGCUUGAUUUUGACAUGACAUGAGCUACAGCUAUAGAUCGUAAUAGCACUGUAUUAAAAAAUUCAUAUACCUAGACAGUAGCAGCACUACAGUUAGAGAACAUAGUAUACGUAAAUUGAAAAAUAUUUGAACAAGUACACUGAUGUAUGCAGAAUAGAUUUUACAGUUGAAAUUGAAAUUAAAAAUUCAAGAGUGCAAACAAAAUAAUCAGACAGUUGACAUCUCAGUAUUCAAUUGCUCU
Messenger RNA from Corticium candelabrum, 2123 nucleotides. RefSeq lists its product as uncharacterized. The record is from RefSeq and is a predicted model, not a curated record. The transcript has 5 exons. Bases 362 to 1873 code for a protein of 503 amino acids. Lineage: Eukaryota; Metazoa; Porifera; Homoscleromorpha; Homosclerophorida; Plakinidae.